AUUUUGGAGGCCAACAGAUUAUUACUAUUAUUAUUUUUUAAUACAUUCCUAUUUGGAUAUUUACAACAUAGUACUGUUCUAUUGCACAUUAUAGGUCUCACAUCAGUGGAGCUCUCCACUUGGACUAAUUAACAUUUUCUAAUGGAUGCAUGGAGUUCUUCUGGGUUGGCUAACAGUGGAGCAGUGGGUCAAAGAUGUCUGAUCUCAGCCAAGUAGUCAUUGACUCUGAUGCCUCAGACAUUUACAAGAAUGUGUUCUGCAAUCCUGCCUUUGAGCUGGAGCUGGAGCGAGAGGAGCGCGUGGAGGGAUUUCCAAUGACCUCAUCCACCCCUGAGCCAAUCAAACCACCAACAACUGGCCGAGGGUGGGGUCUCUUUGUGGUGUGUGUUGUUCUAUUUCGGGGUGCAGGUUGCGGCUGGGGGAAGCUGGCGGUCUCUGCUGCUGCCGCGCUCCUGGUUGCAGCUCUCGGCCUGACAUUGGCCCUCAUCCUCACACAGAUUAAAGGUCAAGAGUUUGAGGAGCAGUUGUUGUCUACCAGCCCUUCAGACCUGUUCAGUGCAGGGGGUGGAGAAUUACCCACAAUUCCUGCAAACAGAAGCCAGCAGGACAGUACGGCAGUACCCCGCCCCGUUACCACCCCCACGACUGAAACACCCUGCGGCGGAGUUUUGACUGAUUCCGAAGGCUUUUUCAGCUCACCGAAUCAUCCUGGCUCCUAUCCCCCCAACAUUUUGUGUGUGUGGGUGAUCCAAACCACACCCCCUCACUUAAUUCAGAUCCAUGUGUCCUCUUUGAAUGUGGAGGGUCCAUAUCCCUGUUUGUUUGACUGGCUGGAGGUGCAAGACCACUUAGAGCACAGCUCCAUGGUCACAAGGUUCUGUGGCGCCGUCGCUCCACCAACAGUCAACACAAACAGCAGCACCGUAUGGGUGACCUUCCACUCUGAUGGCAGCAUUGCAGGCAAUGGCUUCACAGCUCAGUACAGGGCCUUCACACCUGGGCACAAAAGUUGCUCCAGAGAAGAGUUCAUGUGCGACAGUGGACGCUGCCUGCUGCCCGUGUCUGUGUGUGACGGUCAACCAAACUGCCAUGACCAGAAAGAUGAGGCCAACUGCAGCCAUAAACACAGUGAAUGCGGCGGGCAGAAAAUUGGGUCAUACGGCUUCCUGGCAAGUCCAAACCACCCCAGGCCAUACCCUCACCAGCAGUUUUGUGUAUGGCACAUAUCUGUUGAGGAGGGUCACGUCAUCAUGCUGCGCUUCAAUAACUUCAGCCUGGAGACACAAGAUGUGUGUGAGUUCGACUAUGUGGAGGUGCAUGACAGCGACAACAUUGGAGCUGGAAGAGUUCUGGGAAGGUUUUGUGGCACCACCCGCCCACCAGACCUGACCUCGUCCGGCCAGCACAUGACUGUGCUGUUUGCGGCUGACGAGGGAGUGACUGACAGCGGCUUUAACGCGACGUAUCAGUCCAUGUCUCUGCGGGAUAGGACAUGUGGACCGGGACAGUUUGCCUGCAGCAACGGCGAGUGUCUUCAUUCACAGUGGUUGUGUGACGGCUGGAACGACUGCCCCGAUGGAGCAGAUGAACAAGACUGUGGCAACUCCACUUACCCUCCCUUCACAGAGGUCAAUACUCGACUGGAAUAUGCCAUUUUCUUGAUGCCACCAGGUUCCACGUGCGAAUCCAUAGAGGUGGAGAUGUGUCUGGGUCUCAGCUACAACCUCACCUCAUUCCCCAACAUAUGGCUCUCCAUCGCUGAUCAGAGAGAAGCUACCACACUACUGCGACAGUACAGGGUCCUGAUGGAACUGGCCUGCUUCGAGCCCUUGCGGAGACUCAUUUGUGGGAUGUUCUUGCCACAGUGCAGCCCUCGCGGAGGCGUCCUGCAGCCGUGCCGCGCUGUCUGCUCCUCGGCUGAGCAGCAGUGCAGCCAAGCCUUGGACCUUUUCUCCUUCAGCUGGCCCUUCAACUGCCACCUCCUGCCCGACACACUGGACCCCAUGGAGUGCUCACUACCCUGAUUGCCACAAAAAAAGUGUCUUGGAAAUUUAAAAAAAAAAAAAAAAAAAGACUGACAGAUUUCAAUUGACUAGAAAAGCCCUCGAGCAUUCCAGCACUUCUAAUAUUGUAAUUUGCUGGCCAGGAGGCCAGUGAACAUCUCAAUAACAGCAACCUUCCAAAAAGCAACUGUCAUGGUGAAAGGUGCAAGAAAACAUCAAAAUCACUGAGUUGUGUUUUAAUAGUGGGUUGACUAUGUUUGAUUUUAUUUCUGCCAAACCAAACAAAAAUUCUAAAUAGAAUUUACUCAAUUUUACCUAUACAGCUCUUUAAAAUUCAACUUCAGCUGAAACAAAGUGCUGUACAGAGCUGAAUUAUGUAUUGAAAGACUAAUAUUGGGUUAUCAUCUAUGUUCACCAAUAUCAGUUCUAAUACUUUACAUGGAAUAACCCAUCAAUAUAGUGCAAAAUGAGAUUGGUCACUAAUGAGGUAAAGCACUAUGUAAAAAAAAAAAAAAGCACUAAGUAAUUUUGGCAGAGGGUAAAAAGAUAGAUCAUCCAAAUUAAAUAAAUUAAAUUUAAAUUGAAUAUCAACUGAUAUGCUGAUGAUUAUAUCAGCUGGAUCUAACUGCAAUAAAAGUCCAGUAUGUCUAUGAGCACCCUUUACGAUACUGCCUUGGUAAUAGUGAACGAGGAGUAAAAACUACAGGAAGAAAAUGUUCAGAUGAUCUUUAAUACAUUUGUCCUUCAACAGACCACAUUGUGAUAUAUGUUGUGUUAAAAAGUACCGGUUUGAUGUUGAGUGAGGUAAAAACAUAAUAUGGGUAAAUUAAAUAUUAAAAAUUCUCUGGUUAGCUCAUAGUCUGUAAACCCCAUGAGAACUAAUUUAAUCAAUUCAUUCAAUUCCGUCAGUCAGAAGGUGACCUAAAACAAGAUGUGUAACAACUCAUAAAACUGUAGUAGUAUUGAUACAAAAGCUCUCCACUUGAAUUAAAGAAAAGAAAGAAAAUGUUCUUCUUGAUUGCACAUUAGCAAAUAUGAACUCUGAGCCACACAAUCAAUGGGCUUCACUGCAAAUGUGAUGGGAUAAGAAGUUUUAGUGUGUGAUCUAAGGCAACGGCGGUCAGGCCCCACACACGAUGCUUCCCAUUACAAAACACUGGGAGUGUGUAUCCAUACUUGUCCCCUGUGCGAAAGUGCGUGUACCGACGGUUUUGAGGGUCACACAAAUGGGACAAAGACAAACUAAAAAUCUCCUCCACCUGAGAACCAGAGAAAAAGAGAAUCUCUUAAAAUUUGAAAUUACCACAAGAGUCGUGUGGAUGUUGCUUCACAGGUUAGAUGGGAGUAUAAGACACUUGUGCAGCAGUGUGGAUGACAUUUAACGAGUAAAAAUAAGUAUUAUAUUGUACAGAAGAGCCAGAUGGGGCUAUUCAUUCGGCAGCAACACACAAUGACUUUACCUCUCCUGGGUUUGGUUUGAAGGACAGCUCCUCAAGACGACCUACGUUAGCCAGCACCGGAGCCACCAACAUCCCUGACUAAGGAAAAAUAAAAUAAAGGUACAUCUCAGUAAAUUAGAAUACGGUAGAAAAGUCAAUUUACUUCAGUACUCAUACAUUAUAAAAAAACACUGACAUAAAUUAUGGAAUCACCGCUCCUGGAGGAUGCUCAUUUAAAUUUUUUAUUUUGGAGGGGGAAAAAAAGGCGUAUCACAGAUGUUCCAUAAAAAAAUGUUUUGUUCAAAAAUACUUAAUAGAAAAUACUUCUAGUUUUAAGAAACACACAAAAAUUUUUUUUUAAAAGAGCAAG
Phycodurus eques (leafy seadragon) is the source of this 3812-nucleotide messenger RNA. It is a transcript of the gene mfrp, whose product is annotated as membrane frizzled-related protein. The record is from RefSeq and is a predicted model, not a curated record. NCBI's taxonomy places the organism in Eukaryota, Metazoa, Chordata, Actinopteri, Syngnathiformes, Syngnathidae. Gene Ontology annotation, molecular function: protein binding.